This is a messenger RNA of Saccharomycodes ludwigii, 2157 nucleotides long. RefSeq names its product Msc6p (gene MSC6). The record is from RefSeq and is a predicted model, not a curated record. The transcript has a single exon. The coding region runs from base 1 to 2157 and encodes 718 amino acids. NCBI's taxonomy places the organism in Eukaryota, Fungi, Ascomycota, Saccharomycetes, Saccharomycodales, Saccharomycodaceae.
AUGAAACACUUUUUUGCCAGUAGCUCUAUUGGAUCUGCUGUUACAACUACAAAAACAACAACACUAUUAUUUAAGCGUCUUCAAUCAACAACAACUUUACCCAACACUACCAACAAUGCUACUAAACCCCCAGGUUUAAGCAUCAGAUUAGCCAACUUGAUUGAAAAUAAUUUGAAGGAAAACAAAUCAAGCUCUGAAAUUUUUAAUAAUUUAAAUACCGAAGUAGAUGCUAACAUGAGACCAGGCUAUAAAAUUUAUAAAUCUGCUCCAUUAACUCAAGCUUUAAAAAACUUGUUAAAAAAAUCAGAAAAUGAUUCUAAAAUAGAAAACAUACAAAAUUCCUCAAUUUUGCCCCCCUCGCCAUAUGAGAUUUUAACUAAAUUAAUUAAUUUAGAUAUUGCCUCUCCAGUUCAUUUCGAAUUAGUUAUGGCCGAUCUCCUAAAAAACCAUCAUUCCUAUAAAGACGUUUUAUCUUUAUGGGUCUUAUUUAUCCAAAACUUUGAUGCAACAAGUGGUUCCAGUAGAACACUUUCAGGUGGUAAGAGAUCCUCUUUUACCUUGAAUAAUAUUAGGAGCUAUGUUGCCAUUGCAUAUUUAGGUACCUGUAUUGAAAAUAAUAGUAGCACUCCAAGUUAUGAAAUCUUGUCUAAGAUUUUACAAGUUUCUGAAAACAAUGGCAGUAGUGAUAUACCAUUUGCUUUGAUACAUAGAUUUAUUGUCAAUGAUGCAGUUAUCGUUAACGAUCCAAAUCUUGUUGAACAGUUCACAUCGUUGUUCCAAGAAUUGUACAACAGCUACAUUGAAUCACACAUUGUAAAUAAAAAUACUGGCAAGUUUGAUGCUUCUUUCUUAUCUAAUUCCAACAGGGUCUCCGAUUUAAGGCAAAUAAUUGAACUUUACAAUGAUAAAACCAACAAAUAUCCACAAAUUUAUCAAUCUUUGAUGGUUGCAUUAACCGAUUUAAAUUAUGCACCAGAGGCCAUUAAAUUAUAUAACAACCACAAAGAUUCUAAAGACUGUAAAAGAGCUUUAUUAUAUGCUGUUAGUGAGUUAAAUGCCCCAAAUAAAGUCAAGUACGAUAGGUUACAAGCUUUAUGGAACACGCUAUUUGUUUUACCCACUACUAAGGAUAGUGGCAAUGUUUUAGAAGCUGAAGAUUAUAAAUGGAUGUUGAAAAGUUUGUACAAAUGCAAAAAUUUCAAAAAUUUUAACAACUUCUGGUUUAAUGAUGUGCCCAAAGAUUUUAAGGAUAAAUAUAUUAGUUUACAAGCCGUUUAUUAUGAGUGCACUCCACUAUACUCAGAUCCAAAAGUUUUAACUAAUGCUGUUUCAUUUUUAAAAAAGAAUUUUAACAAAAAUACUGAACAAGAUUUAACCUCGUUACUUGUUAAAGUUUUAAAUGAGUUGCUAGUUGCUAAGGAUUUUAUAAAUUAUGAUUCUUUAAUAGCUAUCUCUAAUCCUAUUUUGCUCAACAAAAAUUAUGAUUUCUUAGCCAGCAAAUUACACAGUUAUUUGGUUAGGGAUCAGAAAUCUGGUUCUAAGAUCGAAAUUGAGGAUCUGUUGCUUAAAUUCCCGUUAGAAGAAAAUUUCUAUAAAGUUGUGGAAAGCUUAACCAAAGUUACCCAAGACCCUAAGGUUAUUGAAAAAUUAGUGAGCAUUAUCAUGUCACAUAAAUUGGAAUUAAAGUCGCAAUAUCAAGAAAUUAUAGCGACUAUCAUUAAAUUUUAUUUCCGCAACAAUUCCUUUGAAAAAAGUGAGGAUAUUUUUAAGGAAAGUUUCCAACAAAUUUUAGCGCAUGAUAAAUCGACUAGAAGAGUUGUUGAAGAUAUCCGUCUUUUAGUUGAUUCAAUGAUUAGUGGGUUUACUGAAAAACUAAUUAGUACAAAGGACAACAGUUUUUUUAAUAAACUAAAUGUUUAUUUUGAAGUUUUUAACGCAUCUGCUAUCAAAUUGAAUGAAAUCAGCAGAGUACCAUUAAUGGAAACUAUCUUAUCCAACCGUGCCAUGAACAGGUUGAUCCAUGCAAUUGCUUUAUCCAAUGGCAAAUUAACUGAAAGUGAAUCACAAAUCGUUGACAAAUUUUUGCUCUAUUAUGAAAAGCACAAAAAAUUUUACAGGAUUAACGUUAAAGAUUCAAUUAAAUUGAAUUUGAACUGA